AUGUUAGAACAUUUAACCAAACCCUGCCAUCAAAGGUUACAGAUUUUGCAAUGGCUUUUUUCUAAAAUUGAUGGAAAACUGGCUGAAAUGAUUGAAGCCAACAAAUUCACAGAAGAAGGAAAACAAACAAAAGAUUUGCUUAACAUGGCAUCUACGCUGGGAUUUUGCAGCUUAGACCAAAUUGACCUCAUCAAGGGUUCUGCGUCCGCAAAAGAUCAGUUUGAGUUUCAGAGAGUUGAUAAGGAGCAACUUGAAUUACUUUGCCAACAUCUGGAAGAAUCCCUGUUGGAGCUUAAAGAAGAGAUUGGAAAGUUCAAUUCUUGUUAUAAUAAUGAAAUGAAACUCUGGUGCAACAAGCAGCCAACGGCCCCCACAAGACUAGGACCCGUAUUUGAAAGGGCACAUACGCUACUUAAUAAUUUUGAAUCUAUGUUGGUAACAUUCGACGACAUCCACGUCUCAUCUGACAAGAUUGAAAACCUGAAGACCUCUGAAACAUCAAAUCAAAAUCUGAGAAAUACAAGUGAAGGAUUUUUAUUGGACUUCAAAGAAUUAUUGAACACUCUAGAAGUUUCUGUCAAUAACCAUCGACAAGACUCUAUCGAAACAGACCUCAUCAAGAGAAUAUUCCUUUUUAUUCUUUGUCUCGUUCUCUCCCUGUCUCUUUCAUUUGGCAAUGAAAAGCAAGAUGUCGACUCUGUAUACAAGAAAUAA
Acanthosepion pharaonis is the source of this 714-nucleotide messenger RNA. Lineage: Eukaryota; Metazoa; Mollusca; Cephalopoda; Sepiida; Sepiidae. The record is from the annotation of a GenBank genome assembly.